GCCAGUCAGUGCCAGUCAGUGCCGCAUAUCAGUGCCACCAUCCAGUGCCAGUCAGUGCCGUCUAACAGUGCCAUCAGUGCCUCCUCAUCAGUGCCCAUAAGUGCAGCCUCAUUAGCGCACAUCAGUGAAGGAGAAAAAUAACUUAUUUACAAAAUUUUAUAACCGAAACUAAGAAAAAAUUUUUUUUUUUUUGUAAAUUUUCACUUUUUUUGGUUUAUUUACCAAAAAAAAAAAAAAAAAACCUAGAGGUGAUUAA
Molecule: messenger RNA, 256 nt
Organism: Staurois parvus
Lineage: Eukaryota; Metazoa; Chordata; Amphibia; Anura; Ranidae
Source: the annotation of a GenBank genome assembly